This is a messenger RNA of Porites evermanni, 656 nucleotides long. Lineage: Eukaryota; Metazoa; Cnidaria; Anthozoa; Scleractinia; Poritidae. The record is from the annotation of a GenBank genome assembly.
AUGGAAAAACUGCAACAGGCUCUUUCAACACUGGAAAGUUUGCUGGAGGACAGGGGCGACGCCAUCUUCCAAAUAGAUUUCACCCAAGAUUUUUCGGGCGCGCUCGACCGAAAAGCGCUUGUCGAGCAUUUGCACAACUCGACAGAUUUUGCUUUCCAGGAUUUUGGGUUCCCAGAGGCGAGAGGCACUAUUCUGGACAACACUGCGAGCGCUGGUGAGCACGUUUGCACUUGGAUACAGACGACCGACAGCGGGUAUACGACAAGGACAAAGCUAUACAACAAAAAAGUCUCGCAGUUCGAAGCGGGAGGAGUCCAGAAACAUUUUGAGGCACUCUCGCAGACUACGUCUGUUAUAAGGAGAAACACCUUCGCAAAACUCUUGCACACCUGAAAGCGUAAAAAAUGUUGUACUCGAAUAGAGGUGUCUCUGUACGCUUAUCAAGGGGAAAGGCUUUCCGAAGAAACAGCGAAAGAGUUGGUAUAAAACGCCUUGGAGGAGGUGUCUCAAGAGGGAGAAGAUUUGUUUGUGGUACAGCCGCCGAAAAGGCAAUGGGAGAACCUUGGACAGCUGUUUCCUUCUCGCAGAUAGACCGCAGGGAGAUAUCCACAUGGCUUGGGGAUACCACACCACCAAGGGGAGAGUUCAGGGGAUAG